This is a messenger RNA of Brenthis ino (lesser marbled fritillary), 2378 nucleotides long. Lineage: Eukaryota; Metazoa; Arthropoda; Insecta; Lepidoptera; Nymphalidae. The record is from the annotation of a GenBank genome assembly.
GACUGGAUCCUAUAUCUUCGUUUAAAAGGAAUAGAGCGUCGUCCUUAUACCGUCUGAAAGAGAGCCCUCAAGUGCCGGCGCCACAGCCGGAGACUCGACCGCCAGCUGGCCUGGCGUGUUCACGGUGUGCACCUCUGUCAAGGGAGUCUUGGAAGGAUCCUAAAACUGAAGAAUCUGGGUCAGUCAUAAACAUUCUGAAUAUUGGAAGACAGACGUUCGCUAAUGGAGGUGUUGUUUCACGUUAUUUGUGCGAUCUGGCGCAGUGUGUGCAUCUAAUUAAAUAUGAUUAUAAGGACAUAUUGCCUAGCGUUAUGAAGGACGAGCACUUCCAACGUGCUAUAGAAGAUACUACUCAUCAAGAGCUGAAGUCAACAGCGAACGGAAAACAUGAAGAGGAAGAUGGGAAGACGUACACUAAUGUCAGGAAGCGGGUCGAAGCAAGGGCUAUGAAAGUUCUCCGCGAUAUAUCUUCUUCUAUGUCAAACAAUGUAUUGAGAUUAGUAGCCUGGCUAUGUCACAAAGCGGUGCGUAGGAUUGCGGGCGGAGGCUGUGGUACUAGAUCUGCUUGUGUGGAACGUCUCCGUCGGGCCAAAGCCGCGGGCCUACCACUGGUCUUCGUCCCCUUACACCGAUCUCACUUCGACUACAUACUUGUGACCUUCACACUAUAUCUCACUGGAUUGAGACCGCCGUUGGUAGCUGCAGGCGACAAUAUGCGGAUACCUUUCUUCGGGUGGUUUCUACGUUGUUGCGGAGCUUUCUUCAUACGACGCAGAGUGGACGGGUCGGAGUAUCACGGCGAUCCCAUAUACAAAUCUGCACUCAGAGCUUACAUUCUCAACAGUUUAGCAGCCAAUCAUAACUUGGAAUUUUUCAUUGAAGGCGGACGGACCAGGACUGGGAAACCACAACUGCCAAAAGGAUAUUCUGAGGCGGGAAUCCUAUCGGUGAUAACGGACGCGUACCUCGACGGUACAAUCGACGACGCGCUGCUCGUGCCCGUCACGCUCAACUACGACCGGCUCGUGGACGGCAACUUCGUGCGCGAGCAGCUCGGCAUGCCCAAGCAGAUGGAGACCUUCUGGUCGGCGCUGCGCGGCAUAUGGAGCACCCUCAACACCAACCAUGGUGCGAUACGUGUGGACUUCAACCAGCCGAUAUCUCUUAAGGAAUUAGUGACGUCAUUCCAAAAGUACAACUUUUUGAAAGGCCCCAUAGACAAGACCCUCGCGCCUCCCGACAACAACUUGGCAGUUAAUUUGGACAGACAGAUCCUCUACAACCACAGCCACAGCAGCUUGUUCGGAGCGGAUGUGAGCACAGAGCAUAAAAUGAUGGUAGAAGCGAUUGGACGCCAUCUUGUUUAUGAUGCAGCUCAGUCAACGGCUCUAAUGUGCACAAAUGUAGUGGCCUACGUGCUGUUAACUGAACAGAGGAAGGGGUGCUCCCUGUCCGCCCUACAAGGGAUGGUGGCUGCCCGGGGGGAGGCGCUCAAGCGGGAUGGCCGGGAUAUAGGGUAUACUGGGGAUACACCGGCGGUUGUGAAGAGAGCUUUGGACACUCUAGGCAGUUCCCUAGUAAGGAUAGAAGGGAGCGGUUCUAACAAAAUAGUGCGACCUCAAGCGAGUGUGCCGGCCGCCCUCGAACUGUCAUACUAUGGGAAUGCACUUGUUGCUCAUUAUGCUGCGCCUGCUAUAUUAGUGACAGCACUGGAAGCCAUCCAGCAGCAGUCCGACUCGGCCAGCACCACAGUGAGUCACCGCGAGCUGAUGGACACCGCGCUACAGCUCAGUGAGAUGCUCAGCCAGGAGUUCAUCCUGUGCGCGCCCUGCACGCGCCUCGAGGAGCGCCUGUUGGACGCGCUCGCCGCGCUGCGCGCCUGCGACGUGCUCGCCGACGUGCAGACGUCAGACGCGUUAGAGGAGCAGCGCUGGUCGCGUCGCUUCGCGCACACCUUCGACGACGACGAUGAAGAGGAACGGCCCGAUCCCACGCGAUACAUCAAGUACCACGUGUCCGACACACCGGCUGCUCUCUCUGAACGUCGUCGUCUACUACAAACGAUCCGUCCAUUGCUGGAGGCGUACUCGGCGACCUGCCACAGCUUGCGUUCAGCGUCACAGAAGGAAAUAGUGUCUUCUACAUUGGAUAUGUUACUUGAAAACUUUUCACAGAAUAAAAUGGCUUACGGUGAGGCGGUAUCGACAGAUGCUAUCAGAAAUUGCCUAAGACUGCUUCGCCAAUGGGGUGUCAUAGAAAUGUACACGGAAAAACGCGAGAGGAGAAUAAAAAUAUGUCCACCGUACGACAAUAAAAAGAAUUUAGACGAUGUUUGUGAUAAAAUACACAAAUUCAACAUGGACUCGAAGUUACUAUUU